Molecule: messenger RNA, 363 nt
Organism: Staurois parvus
Lineage: Eukaryota; Metazoa; Chordata; Amphibia; Anura; Ranidae
Source: the annotation of a GenBank genome assembly
UCAUGCUGGCUGCCAGGUCCAGAGUGUCUCAUGGGUCACUGUAACGGCCUCCCGAAUUGCUGCUGUCUCCAUCGCCACACUCUGCCAUUGUGCCACUUUUCAGGUCCUCCUCACACACUGCUGUGUUCCAUUAUUUUGACAAGGGGUUUGCCUGGCAGAUUACGGGCCUCCAUAGCUGCUGCCAAGGCCCCUAAUCUGCCAUGGGCCCCUAUAGCGCCUCCUCAUGCUGCUGCCAGGUCCACAGUGUCUCAUGGUGUUCCCUGUACGGCCUCCCUAUUGCUGCUGUCUCCAUCGCCACACCUUCCCUCUGCCAUGUGCCACUUUCAGGUCUCCUCACACACUGCUGGUGUGUUCAAUUUUUUG